GGAUUCCUAGGGGCGGGGUGGAUAGAGGAAGUGUAGUGACGUUGCAUGUAGUCCGGUCACGUGCUGACGUCAUCGCGUCGCCUACCAAAAUACCAGGACUCAGGAGAAGUCAUGGCUGCCAGGAGAGAUCCCAGUAGUGAGGAUGAGUCUUUCGAAGUAUUGGAUAUAACAGAAUAUGCCAGACGUCACCAUUGGUGGAGUCGAGUUUUUGGACGGAACUCUGGUCCACUUACAGAAAAGUAUUCUGUAGCUACACAAAUAGUAAUGGGUGGAGUGACAGGAUGGUGUGCAGGCUUUUUGUUCCAGAAGGUUGGGAAACUUGCUGCUACCGCUGUUGGAGGCGGCUUUCUUCUGCUUCAGAUUGCAAGCCAUGGGGGUUAUGUACAAAUAGAUUGGAAGAGAGUUGAAAAGGAUGUAAGCAAGGCAAAGCGGACGAUAAAGAAGCAAGCAAAUAAAUCUGCACCAGAAAUUAGUAAUUUAAUUGAAGAGUCAACAGAUUUCAUCAAGCAGAACAUUGUUGUGUCUGGGGGAUUUGUUGGAGGCUUCUUAUUAGGUCUUGCCUCUUAGGAAGCUGUUAUGAGCUGCAUGAUGAGACUCAUCACAUAAAACUGAAGACUGGUUGUGAAAAUGAAGAUAAAGGAAAAUACCUGGCUGCAAAACAAAGAUGGCUUGUUUUUUGUUUUAUUCCUAAGGCAGUUUUCUUGUGAAUGCUUACCUAUAGAGAGUGCUUGCAAAGAACUGUGUAGCCUGCGCACACUUCUACAGACUGAACUUUCUCUACCUUAUACAAAAACACUGUUACUUGUAUUCAUCAACUGACCGUAGUUGAUUUCAGAUGCAGGUUUGUAUAGGGUUUUGGAUUUGUUUUUGUUUUUUCUUGUGAUUUUAUGAUGCUGUCAUCACACUAGGUCUGUAAAUGGUUAUGUUAGUGUCACUUCAUAAUUGUACUUUUUAUAUUUAUUUAACUGUGUUUUGCUCCCUAACUAGUGCCAAAACUAUGUACUGUAAUUGGCAAUCAAAGCCUUCUUGGUGAAUGUUACUCUUACAAGAAAGAGAGAGAGAGAGAGAAAAAAAUCACUCGAUACAACAAACCAUUCUACAGAAAUACUAGGUAGAACUUGCAAAAUAAAAUGUCAAAUUAUAAGUUAA
Pseudophryne corroboree (corroboree frog) is the source of this 1149-nucleotide messenger RNA. RefSeq names its product FUN14 domain containing 1 (gene FUNDC1). Gene Ontology annotation, biological process: autophagy of mitochondrion. The transcript is spliced from 5 exons. The record is from RefSeq and is a predicted model, not a curated record. Gene Ontology annotation, cellular component: mitochondrial outer membrane. Bases 112 to 567 code for a protein of 151 amino acids. NCBI's taxonomy places the organism in Eukaryota, Metazoa, Chordata, Amphibia, Anura, Myobatrachidae.